Messenger RNA from Chilo suppressalis (striped riceborer), 4896 nucleotides. NCBI's taxonomy places the organism in Eukaryota, Metazoa, Arthropoda, Insecta, Lepidoptera, Crambidae. The record is from the annotation of a GenBank genome assembly.
AUGCGCGCGCUGCCGGCACUGCUCGCGCUAGCUGCCACCGUCGCUGUCGCUGCCUCUGCUGCCUCUGCUGCCGCUACCACUCCUACGCAAGAGCCCGCCGCUGAACCCGCUUUGCUAGUCCUGCGCGCCGCCUGCAUCGCGAACGACCCCAGCGCUUUUGACGAGACCCGGUUGCGCCUCCACGCUGCUAGCACAGGCCGCGCGCACGUUCUACACAAUCGGUUCCAAAUUCUGAGCUACGAAGUUCUUGAGCAAUUUGAGCACUUUUUAAAAACACACUUAGGCAUUGUUUUAUCAUAUAAACACAAAAUAUUAGCAAUGUUUCUUUUUGGCGUUCACAUAAUCGAAGCCGCUUCUAAUUCCCACUUUGAAAUUACACCAGCUCCAUUUUUAAGCUCGAGAGAGCUUGCCCCGACGAAGCUCACUUUGAAACAUCGUAUCUUAGAAACGUGCGGGUCGAAAUGGAGGUCAUCUGUGAUGCGGGCGAUGGUGUCGUCGCUGGGUGGCGGCGCGCCGGUGCUGGUGGCGGGGUGGGCGGAGGGCAGCGUGUGCGACGCGCUGGAGGCGGCGGCGCGGGCGCUGCGUGCGGGGCAAGCGGGGGGCGCGGGGGGAGCGGGGGGAGCGGGGGGAGCGGGGGGAGCGGGGGGCGAGGGGGGAGCGGGGCGGGUACGCGCCUGCGCGGGAUCGAGGCUGCGCGCGGCGUCCGUAGCGUGGCUAGCGGAGCGGCUCCGCUGGCGCCGCGUGCUACUGCUGGCCGCGCCCGACCACUCCGAGUGCGCGGCCGCGCUUCGCGACGUGCGCAGGAGUCUCGCCGCGGCGGGCAUCUCCGUCCGCACCGGGAAGAUCUCCACCGAUGAACUCUCAAACCAUCCGCAAGCGGUGGUGACGUGCGCGUCGCUGCGGGGCGUCGGGACGGCCGCGGGCCCGCGGGGAGCUUGGGGCCCGCCGGGAGCCUGGGGCCCGGGGGGAGCCUGGGGCCCGGGGGACGGAUGGGGCGCGGUCGGGGCACGGCCCACGCUGCUUCUGCUGCACGUCGACGAGCCGCCGCAAGCCUUCACACAAAGCAAUAUCACUCUACACGUAGGAACCUUGCCUUACCAAACGAACUUAUCGCGAGUCCCGUCGACGGCCCGACCGGCGAACUCAAAUUUAUCGUUAUUUUAUCCGAAAUCAUAUAAGAAAAGUUUCCCGACGCCGCUGCCGACCUUCUCGUCCGUAAACAACGUCGCGGCUCCCUAUCGCAAUAAGAGGGCUCGUUACCGAGUCGAAACGUCGCCAUCUAUGACCUCGAAGCCUGUUUUUCGGGGCGAAAACAACGUAAACACGAUAAAAACAGAUACUGUCUCCGAUCCGAUGCGGGGUGAUUCGUAUCUCAUGUACAAGCUGGGGAAAAGAAAACAACCGAGCACCGCCAAAGAGUCCAAGGAUGAGUCCUCGCAGCGGCCGAAGCGCGAAGCGAUCAUUGAGGGGAUAUCCUCCCCGGAACUGAAAGCCCUGGAAGUCCUCGCUUCUCAACUCGACGACACCCUGCAACAUCGAAUUUUGUUUCUCAGUCAACGACGUCUCGAAGUCCCACACCCGAGCCGGUCACUCGCGCAGGAAGCUUACGACGAAAUCCUCGACGCCGUCCAACAGAGCGUAGAAAAGACUGGAACUUACACGAAAGCGAGUAAAGCGUUUUCCUUAUACGAAAGAGUACAUAAAGCGAACAGCGCAGGAACAGGUUGGAGCAGAAUCGCCAUUUUAACAGCCACCUCGAAACCGGACGAGGAUAUGGAGGAAUGGUCUGCGAUCGUGGAGGUGACGAACUCCACGCACAGUUUCGAGCGGCUGAGUGAGGAGCGAGAGGAGGUGGCCGGCUCCGGAGUUUCGGUGCCGGUUUUGGUGUGGAGUAUAGGUUUAGCCGCAGCGGGGGCGGUGGCGCUAGCGCUCGGGUCUCGCUGGGCGGCGACGCGGCGGCGGCGGCGGCGGCGACGCGGGGACGCCGUGCUCACGGCCGCGGAGUUCUCGUUCCCGGCGGACGAGCUGCGGCGCGUGGGCGAGGGCAUGGAGACGAUGUUGUCGUGCUGGCUGCAGCAGCUGCACGAGUUCGGCGGGCCGGAGCUGGAGCGCCCCGACCUGCUCAAGCAGCCGCCGCGCCCGGCGCCAGCUCCAUCCGCGCCCUCCUCCACCUGCAGCAUCAACCGCGUCGCACUCGAUCGACGCACCCGAUACAAGGGUGACGCGGUGUUUAUGAAGUACCUGCCGUCGGCGAGCGCGCUCGAGCUGAAACGGAAGGCAACUGACGUGGUGCUAGUGCUGCAGUCGCUGCGGCACGAGAACCUCAAUCCUUUCAUCGGUUGCCUGUGCGAGGCGCGUCCCGCUCUGGUGUUCGACCACUGCGGGCGCGGCUCUCUGGAGGACGUGCUCAUGGCGGACGAGAUCAAGCUGGACUGGACGUUUCGGCUGUCACUACUGACAGACCUGGUAAAGGGCAUGCGCUACCUCCACGCGUCGCCGCUGCGCGUGCACGGCCGCCUCACCUCGCGCAACUGCGUCGUCGACUCUCGCUGGGUGCUGCGCGUCACCGACUACGGACUGCCGUCGUUCUACCGUGCGCAGGGACUGCCUACACCCGAAAGGUCUUCCAGAGAGUUACUGUGGACGGCGCCGGAACUGCUGCGAGAGUCGAGGGGCGCGGGCCGCGGCUCGCAGCCCGGAGAUGUGUACUCUUUCGCCAUCAUCAUGCAGGAGGUGAUCGUGCGCGGCGAGCCCUUCUGCAUGCUGUCUCUCACUCCCGACGAAAUAGUAGAGAAGGUGUCGCACCCGCCGCCGCUUAUCCGUCCGUCGGUGUCGAUGGGUGCGGCGCCGCCGGAGGCAGUCAGCGUGAUGCGGCAGUGCUGGAGCGAGCUGCCCGACCUGCGUCCCGACUUCCAGCGCCUGCACGAUAUAUUCCGACACCUACACCGAGGCCGUAAAAUCAACAUUGUCGAUUCAAUGUUCGAGAUGCUCGAGAAAUAUAGCAAUAAUUUAGAGGAACUGAUUCGAGAGAGGACUGAGCAACUCGAUAUGGAGAAGAAGAAGACUGAGCAACUUCUUAACAGAAUGCUCCCCAGGUCAGUGGCGGAGCGGCUGAUGCUGGGGUCGCGCGUGGAGCCGGAGGAGUUCGAGGAGGUGUCCAUCUACUUCAGCGACAUCGUCGGCUUCACCGCACUCGCCGCGCGCUCCACGCCCGUGCAGGUGGUGGACUUGCUGAACGACCUGUACACAACGUUCGACGCGGCGAUCGAACAGUACCGCGUGUACAAGGUGGAGACCAUCGGCGACGCGUACAUGGUGGUGGGCGGGCUGCCGGCGCGCACGCGCGAGCACGCGGAGAGCGUGGCCACGAUGGCGCUGCACCUGCUGCACCUGGCCGGCCGCUUCCGCGUGCGGCACCUGCCCGCCACGCCGCUACACCUGCGCAUCGGCCUGCACACCGGGCCCUGCUGCGCCGCCGUCGUCGGCCUCACCAUGCCGCGCUACUGCCUCUUCGGCGACACCGUCAACACCGCCUCGCGCAUGGAAUCCACCGAAGGCAUGUUAAGUUUAGUCGUCGGUCCCCUCGAAGUCAUUAACACCCAUCGAUCUGCACUGGCCCCGCGUGCGAGGUCAUGUUUCAAUCUCUCCAUUCCAACCACAGAAAAUGCUCCAGCAUUAUCAGGCUAUGAUGGCGCGGCGUGGCGCAUCCAGGUGUCGGCGGCGACGGCGGAGCGGCUGUCGGCGGCGGGCGGGUACCGGCUGCGCUCGCGCGGGCUCACGCAGGUCAAGGGCAAGGGCGCCAUGCACACCUACUGGCUGCUCGGCAAGGACGGCUUCGACAAGCCGCUGCCCACGCCGCCGCCGCUCGAGUCAGAGGAGGUAUUGUUCGAGACGGAGUGCGAGAAUGACAGCGAGCCAUCGUCGCUGGCGGGCGCGUCGUCGCCGCCGCCGUCGCUCCCGCCGCCGCAGCUGCCCCCCGCCCCGCGCAACACGCAGGCCAUCGAGCGGCAGCGUUCCGAUCCCUCCUCGGCUCCAGAUAAAUACGCGUGGCAGCGGUCGGGCGCGGUGUCGGCAGACAGCAGCCCCCCUCACACGCCCCACACGCCGCGCGCCCCUCUCGCCCCGCGCGCGCCCUCCGUCGACCACAGCACCUCGUACUCGCGCUACAGAUGCUUGGCGGGCAGCGCGCGGGUGCUGAGACGGCAAUGGUCGCUGGAGCGCGGGGAAGUGUUAGCGGCGGCAGCAGGCGCCGAGACCGGGUCCCGCGCGGUGGAGCUGGUCCCGGUGGGUCCGCGCGCGCCCCCCGCGCCCUCCGCGCCCCCCGCCCGGUACCGCACGCGCCCGGACCCGCCGCCGCCCGAUGAAGACGCGCCGCGUGCGCGCCCACCCUACGUUUCCAUUGGGCGAACGGCCCCCGGGUCUCCCUUCGCCCCGAAGUCCCCCUGGAGCUCGUUCGAGUGCGCCCCGAAUCCGAACAUGAAGUUUCGCACGCCAGCGUCGUUUCGGGAGCGGCGUGCCGUCUCGCGAAGUAAACGCCAAGGCGAGGAUCGUCGAACGUUUCCGAGUAACACACAUGGACACCAAUUUGUACUGGUUGGCGAUAAUGCGCCCGCACAUCGACCUCAACAAGUCAAUGCUGCUCUCCGAGAAUACGAAAUCACAAGGUUAGACUGGCCUGCCGGCUCUCCUGACUUAAACCCAAUAGAGCACGCGUGGAAUGCUCUUAAGCGAGCUGUUUGGAACCGGCAGCCACCACCCCAGAAGGUGCCGCAGCUCAGGGAAGCUGCUGUUCAAGAAUGGGACAGGUUACCACAAGAAAUGCUGGAUAACUUGAUCCUCAGUACUAGGAGGAUCUCCGCAUGUGUUCGAGCCAGAGGAGAAGUUAUUUUGUAUUAG